Molecule: messenger RNA, 3593 nt
Organism: Gracilinanus agilis (Agile Gracile Mouse Opossum)
Lineage: Eukaryota; Metazoa; Chordata; Mammalia; Didelphimorphia; Didelphidae
Gene: FBXW2
Product: F-box and WD repeat domain containing 2
Exons: 8
Coding region: 163-1527 (454 amino acids)
Molecular function (GO): protein binding
Source: RefSeq, a predicted model, not a curated record
AUCCUGCGGAAUCCGAGCAGCGGCCGCCAGUCGGCGCCAUGGCUGCCGAAGGGGCCCGGCCGCUGCGAGGCUCCGCCGGCCCGCAGGCGCCCAGGCGGCGUGUGCCCGUCCCGAGGCCCCGGGUCCCGGAGCGCGCCCUCAGGUAAAUUUUUCCAUAACCUUAUGGAGAGAAAGGACUUUGAGACAUGGCUUGAUAACAUUUCUGUUACAUUUCUUUCUCUGACGGACUUGCAGAAAAAUGAAAGUCUGGAUCACCUGAUUAGUCUGAGUGGAGCAAUCCAGCUCAGGCAUCUCUCCAAUAACCUAGAGACUCUGCUCAAGCGAGACUUCCUCAAACUUCUUCCCCUGGAACUCAGUUUUUAUUUGUUAAAAUGGCUCGAUCCUCAGACCUUACUCACAUGUUGCCUCGUCUCUAAGCAGUGGAAUAAGGUUAUAAGUGCCUGUACAGAGGUAUGGCAGACAGCCUGUAGAAACUUGGGCUGGCAGAUAGAUGAUUCCGUUCAGGACGCUUUGCAUUGGAAGAAAGUUUAUUUGAAGGCAAUUUUGAGAAUGAAGCAAUUGAAGGACCAUGAAGCCUUUGAGACCUCAUCAUUAAUUGGACACAGUGCCAGAGUAUAUGCACUUUACUACAAGGAUGGACUUCUCUGUACAGGGUCAGAUGACUUGUCUGCAAAACUCUGGGAUGUGAGCACAGGACAGUGUAUAUAUGGCAUCCAGACCCACACUUGUGCUGCUGUAAAGUUUGAUGAACAGAAAUUGGUAACAGGAUCCUUUGAUAAUACAGUAGCCUGUUGGGAAUGGAGUUCAGGAGCCCGAACUCAGCACUUCCGAGGACACACAGGGGCAGUGUUCAGUGUGGACUACAAUGAUGAGCUUGAUCUCUUGGUGAGUGGUUCUGCGGACUUCACUCUGAAAGUAUGGGCCUUAUCAACGGGAACAUGCCUGAACACACUCACAGGACAUACUGAGUGGGUAACCAAGGUGGUUUUACAGAAGUGCAAGGUCAAGUCUCUCUUGCACAGCCCUGGAGAUCAUAUUCUCCUUAGUGCUGACAAGUAUGAAAUCAAGAUUUGGCCAAUUGGAAGAGAAAUCAACUGCAAAUGUUUAAAAACAUUGUCUGUGUCUGAGGAUCGAAGUAUCUGUUUGCAGCCAAGACUCCAUUUUGAUGGCAAAUACAUUGUAUGUAGUUCAGCUCUAGGACUUUAUCAGUGGGACUUUGCCAGCUAUGAUAUUCUCAGGGUUAUCAAGACUCCAGAGUUAGCAAAUUUGGCAUUACUUGGCUUUGGAGACAUCUUUGCCCUGUUAUUUGACAACCGCUACCUAUACAUCAUGGACUUAAGGACAGAGAACCUGAUUAGCCGCUGGCCUCUUCCUGAGUACAGGAAGUCAAAGAGGGGCUCCAGCUUCUUGGCAGGUGAAAUGUCAUGGCUGAAUGGACUAGAUGGGCAGAAUGAUAUGGGUUUGGUUUUUGCCACCAGUAUGCCUGACCACAGUAUUCACUUGGUGUUAUGGAAGGAACAUGGCUGAAGAUAUGGACAGCAGCUUAAAAAAAAUGACUUUGGGUGCUGAGGCUGCUGGUUCUGAUGCAGCCUCUGUGGGAACUGAUUUUGCAUGUACCAAAGUACACUCCUAAUGGUAUCGUCAUGCAGUGCACAAUCAUUUAUUUUCCUGGGUGGGGAGUGAUGGGGGGGCGGGAUAGGGAGAAAGGUUGGGGGAGAGGGAUUAUUUUAUUGACAUAAUGCAACGCAGCAUGCUAACAGUCCACACCAUUGAAAUUCCUUUGUACUUAGUUAUGCUUGUCAUUAUAAAAGAACAAAUUUUGGGCCUACCUUUCUUGACUGGAGUAUUGGUUUAAAGUAAAGCAAGUUAAAUGGUUUAUAAGUCCACUAAUAAUUGAAUAUGAAAUCACAGUGAGUGAUUAAAUGUUUUUUGCCCUGGUCUUUUUUUUUUUUUUUUACUUGAGGUGGAAGCAAAAGUAUUUUCGAACUCCUAAACUGCUAAAGCUAGAAGGUAGUCCCUCUUGUUCAGAAGAGAAGGUGGAAACUAAGAGGGGAAAAGAUAUACCCCAUGCUGUUCCAAAAUCUCCUCUUACAUGGAGCUAGCGUUUUAUAGGAGCCUUAGUUACAGAGACUAUUGAUUUCUGUGAUUUCUAUGAAGUCUUCAGGGAUUACCCGUUCCUAUGAUGAUUCUUCAUUCUUUAUUAAAAUUAAUUCAUGAGAUGUGAGUAAGCUGUGGAGAUGUUUUAACAUAUCUAACAGGAAGCAUUUAGGAAACAUUGUGAGAAAAGAGAAGAAAGAGAAAACAGCCAUUAUUUUUGAUUGGUGCCAGUUUUAAAUAUGUAACUCCUUACUCAUUCCAUUAUUUUAAUGAAUUAUAUGCACUACAUUAUGGUAGGGGCUGGGAGGGUUAGAAAGUCAAGUAAGACAUGGUUCCUCCUAUCAUAGAACCUAAGGUCUAGUAGUGGGAGAUAAGAAAUGUGCACAGAUAAAGAUAACUUAGAAUGUGGUAAAUAUGUAAGUACAAAGGAUUAUGAAAUCAUAUGAAGGAGAGAUCACUUCCACUUAAGUGACCAGAGAAGGCUUCUUUGAGGGGGUAGUAUUUGAAUUGAUAAAACAUGAAACUUAAAAUUAAUUUAGAACAGGAAAGAAAACAUUAUUGGCACCCAACUAACAUCCUUGGUUUUGAGCUAAUCACAAUUUUAGCUAUAAGGUUUUCUGUAAAGGCCACUGCCCUCAAACAUCUUCAUUUUAGUAGAAGGGCUAAGAUGUACAAAUUAGAAUGCAGAUUAGAAUAUGAAACGUAAAUGAAAAACAUGAAAUAAAUGCCCUUUGAGUUCACAAGAAGUCAGAUUUUGACUGGAUGGGGUAAGGGACAGCUCGUGGUGGAGGGGUGGUAUUUGAUCUAAGUUUUAAAGAUGGAUGGGAUUUUAACUAGUGGGAAGUCAAGAUAUAAUUAGUAAAUGGUGAGAAAGGGGAAGGGACCACAUACUUAUUAGGUACCUCCUAUAUGCCAAAUACUGUGCUAAGUGUUUUUAUAAAUAUUUUUUCAUUUGAUUAUAUUUACAAAUAAUAUUUAUUACAGGUAUUGACAAAUAUUAUCACAUUUGAUUGAAUGGCAAAUAGAUCUGUUUGAGUGGAGUAUAGGGCACUUGAAAAACAGUAACAUGAAAUGAAUUUGAAAAAAUAAUUUGAAGCCAGAUUGUGUAUUAUCUCUAAUGCCAAGUUAUGGAUGAAGCAAUGGACAAUUGCUGAAGAGUUGGGUUGGGUUCGUUUUUGUUUUUUUUAAUUUAUAAGGAAAUAACAAGCAGAUCUCUGCUUUGGGUUACUCUGGCUUCAGUGCAGAGCUGGGGGUACUGAUCAAGAUGCCGUUCUAAUUGUCCAGGUAAAAGUAAUGAAGAUGUUGCUUAGGGUAGCAGCAGUGGGAAUGAAGAGCAGAGGAUAUUCAAGUUCUUACAUGAGAAGAUACACUCUGGGCUUUUCCUACCAGUGUCGUGUUUAUAUUUUAUAUUAGAGACAAUAGCCAUGUUUGAGUAGAAGGGUUGCAUAGUUAGGUCUACAUUUAAGGAAAAUCACUUUGGUAGCUUGUAAGUAAUA